AUGCCCCAAACCUGGCAAUCCAUAGGCGCCCAAAAGCGUGCCGAGCAAGACCGAGCUAUCCCGUCCGAAUGGAAACUAAAAUCACUCCCCCCGACCUCCCAGCUUGAUGUCCGCUCUAUCCCCUCCACGUGCGGCAUCCUCACCGCCGACGAGAUCUCCAUAACAGAGGACCAUGACGCCUACUCUCUCCUCAAUGGCCUCCACGGCCAAUCUCUCACAGCUCUCGAAGUCACAACCGCCUUCUGCAAGCGCGCCGCCAUCGCCCACCAACUCGCAAGCUGCCUCACUGAGAUAUUCUUUGACCAGGCUCUUGCCCGUGCCAAAGAGCUAGAUGACCACAUGGAGCGCACCGGGCGCGCCAUCGGCCCUCUCCAUGGCCUCCCCAUCUCCCUCAAAGACACCUUCAACAUUGCUGGCAUGGACUCCUCCCUCGGCAUAGCCGCCAUGGCCUUCCAUCCCGCCCCGGCCAACUGCCCCCUAGUCGACAUCCUUCUCGCCGCCGGCGCCGUCCUCUAUGUCAAAACUAACAUCCCGCAAACCCUCAUGGCCCUCGACAGCAUCAACAACGUCUUUGGCCGCGUCCUCAACCCGGCCAACCGCGCCCUAACAGCUGGAGGCUCCUCUGGCGGUGAGGGAGCUCUGCUCGCCCUCCGCGGCUCCCCGCUCGGCGUCGGAACCGACAUCGGUGGCUCCAUCCGCGUCCCGGCUAUGUGCAACGGGCUGUAUGGGUUCAAGCCGUCGUCCGGGCGGAUUCCCUACGUCGGACCGAUGGGCCGGCUUACGACGACGCGGGGACGACUGGGGUUGCAGACGUCGGCGGGCCCGAUAGCGACGAGCUUGCGCGAUGUGGAGGUGUUUAUGGAGGUCGUGGCGAGGGCGCGGCCGUGGGAGAGCGCGGCGGAUGCGCUACCUGGGUCUUGGGAGGAGCAGGGGCGCGCGGGGGAUGAGUGGGAGAAGCCGGUGUUCGGGGUGAUUCGGACUGAUCACUCUGUUACGCCGUUGCCGCCCGUGGCGAAUGUGGUGGAGGAGACGGUGGUGGCGCUGAAAGAGGCGGGGUUGGAGGUGGUGGAGAUUGACGCGAAGGCGCUGGCGGAGUGUCAGAUGCUGGCAUAUGGGUUCUUUGAUAUGGGGGAUAAUGCGAUGUUGGAUUUAAUUGAGGAGACGAAGGAGCCGCUGAUUCCAUGGCUAGAGGGCAAGGUGGAUAGGAAGGCGCCGAAGAGCGUGGAGUACGUCUCGGAGUUGCAUGCGCAGAGGCUGGAGGUUAUGAAGAAGAUGUUACAGGUUUUCAAGACGCCAGAUGGUAGAACGAUCGAUGCGGUUAUAUUGCCAGUUGCGCCGCAUCCAGUGCCGGAGAUUGAUCGCUGGAAUACAGUGGGGUAUACGAGCAGCUUUGUGCUUUUGGAUUGGCCCGCUGGAACCGUGCCCAUCCGCAAGGUUAAUGAGAAGGAUUUGGAGGGAGAGGUGCAGGGGAAGUCGCUGGGAACCUUGGAUGAUAGAACGAGGAUGCUCUGGGAUCGCAAGACGGUGGAUAGAAGGGUUUAUUUGGAUAGUGCGCUAUCUGUGCAGGUAGUGGCGCCGAGAUUGCAGGAGAGGAGGUUGUGGCAGGCGAUGGACAUUGUGGAUAGAGUUGUGAAGAGGAAGGCGUCGACACAGGAAACGACAAAGGCGAAACUAUAG
Pseudogymnoascus destructans is the source of this 1677-nucleotide messenger RNA. RefSeq lists its product as uncharacterized. The coding region runs from base 1 to 1677 and encodes 558 amino acids. Lineage: Eukaryota; Fungi; Ascomycota; Leotiomycetes; Thelebolales; Thelebolaceae. The record is from RefSeq and is a predicted model, not a curated record. The transcript has a single exon.